This is a messenger RNA of Solanum dulcamara, 1084 nucleotides long. Its product is annotated as persulfide dioxygenase ETHE1 homolog, mitochondrial-like. Gene Ontology annotation, molecular function: sulfur dioxygenase activity. The record is from RefSeq and is a predicted model, not a curated record. NCBI's taxonomy places the organism in Eukaryota, Viridiplantae, Streptophyta, Magnoliopsida, Solanales, Solanaceae. Gene Ontology annotation, biological process: glutathione metabolic process; hydrogen sulfide metabolic process. The coding region runs from base 111 to 878 and encodes 255 amino acids. The transcript has 9 exons.
UAAGUUUCCGCUGUUUUACAUCACCUCCUUCUAUUUUUUUGCCAAAACCCCAUAGUUUUCUUCCUUUUAAAUCUUUCAUAUUACCAAUUAAUAACUCUAGUCGUUCAGAAAUGGAUUCAUAUACGACGUCGUCUUCAGCAGAAAGUAAACUCCUUUUUCGUCAGUUAUUCGACAAGGAAUCAUCUACUUAUACUUACCUUCUUGCUGAUUCUCUGCAUCCUCAUAAACCAGCACUGUUGAUUGACCCCGUGGACAGAACAGUGGAUCGUGAUCUUGCACUAAUCAAAGAAUUGGGAUUGAAGCUUAUAUAUGCUAUAAACACACAUGUUCAUGCUGAUCACGUCACUGGCUCUGGCUUGAUUAAGACUAAGUUCCCUCAUGUGAAAUCAGUCAUUUCUAAAGCAAGCAAUGCAAAAGCUGAUCUUUUUGUUGAACCUGGUGAUAAGAUCUACUUUGGAAGUAUCUUUCUGGAGGUUCGUGCAACUCCUGGUCAUACAGUAGGCUGUGUUACCUAUGUUACAGGAGAUGGAGUCAAUCAGCCUCAGCCAAGGAUGGCAUUUACUGGUGAUGCUCUAUUGAUAAGGGGAUGUGGAAGGACAGACUUUCAGGGUGGAAGUUCAGACAAAUUAUAUGAUUCUGUUCAUUCGCAGAUUUUCACAUUGCCCAAAGACACAUUAGUAUAUCCUGCUCAUGACUACAAGGGGUUCACCGUCAGCACAGUGGGGGAGGAGUUGCUUUACAAUCCUCGCCUGACAAAAGAUAAGGAAACUUUCAAGAAUAUCAUGCAAAAUUUGAAUUUGUCAUAUCCAAAAAUGAUCGACAUAGCAGUUCCAUCUAACAUGGUUUGUGGAUUGCAAGAGACGAAAUCUGAUCUCUGAUUUGAUCCUUUUAAUGGUACCAGAAGCUGUAAAUUGAGAGCAGGGAUAUACACAUUUGAAAGUGAAAACUGAGUUUAUAUAUGUUUGUGGAAAUAUUGAAUAUUAAAUAUUUGGUUAUCCAAUGAGUUUAUAAGAGCUUUCCUGUGAUAAUAUGAAUCUUGACUGGUUUUAUGAAACUUCAUAAUAUGAAAACAGUGAUUCUUUUA